CAUAUUUUCUGCUAAGGCAAUACUAUCUACCUUGAUUCUUUCUUGACUUCCAAUUAUGGGCUUUUACUUGUCCAAAUCAAGAACUGUAAUGCAUAAUCUCAAACCAAAAUUGGGUUCUCUUGGUGUUAUGUUUCAUCAGAGUUCUGGGAUUGCUUCUUUCUCUCAUCAUCAGGAAUCUCAAUCUGGAUUAAUCAAAAACCUGGGUGCGGGUUCAUGUAAUAGACCGACCCUUUUCACCAUUUGGCGCUCUGAACAUUUCAAAGCUGAAAAACAGUUGGAUUGCAAGCAAAACUCUGGUGGACCUCAGGUUCUGAAUUUUCCUGGGGGAAACGUUAAGUUCACCUCGGAAUUAGAUUUCUUACCAGAAGGUCUUGAGGAGAGAGUUCACUGCUAUCGGAUCCUUGAUGAGAAUGGUGAAUUAACCUCUAGCAAUUUUGUACAGAUAUCAGAUGAACUUGCCGUUAGGAUGUAUACUUACAUGGCCAUGCUUCAGACUAUGGAUACCAUUUUCUAUGAGGCUCAAAGACAAGGAAGAAUAUCCUUCUAUGUCACCGCAAUAGGAGAAGAGGCAAUAAAUAUAGCAUCUGCAGCUGCAUUGCAAUUGGACGAUCCUGUCUUUCCUCAGUAUAGGGAGUCUGGAGUUCUGUUGUGGAGGGGAUUUACUCUGCAAGAAUUCGCAAACCAGUGUUUUGGAAACAAGAAUGAUAAUUGUAAAGGAAGGCAGAUGCCAGCGCAUUAUGGCUCUGUCAAGCAUAAUUAUUUCACCGUGGCAUCAACAGUUGCUACUCAGGUUCCACAUGCUGUUGGUGCUGCUUAUUCUCUAAAGAUGGAUCGCAUAAAUGCGUGCAGUAUAACUUAUUUUGGAGAUGGAGGCACUAGUACGGGAGAUUUCCAUGCUGCUUUGAACUUUGCAGCAGUUAUGGAGGCACCUGUGAUCUUUUUCUGCCGGAACAAUGGAUGGGCCAUCAGUACCCCUGUUGAAGAUCAGUUUCGGAGUGAUGGUAUUGUUGUUAGAGGGCAAGCAUAUGGAGUUCAUAGCAUCCGUGUAGAUGGUAAUGACGCUCUUGCUAUUUAUAGUGCCGUUCGUGCUGCGCGCCAAAUGGCCAUUACUGAGCAGAGACCUGUUCUGAUUGAGGCGCUGACAUACAGAGGAGGCCACCAUACCACAUCAGAUGACUCAACCAGAUAUCGUUCCGCUGAAGAAAUUGAAUGGUGGAGAGUUGCACAGUGUCCAUUAAGCAGAUUUAGGAAAUGGCUUGAAAAGGAAGGUUGGUGGGAUUCUGAUGCUGAAACUGAACUAAGAGCCAGCCUCAGAAAGCAGGUACUGCAUGCAAUUCAAGUUGCAGAACAGGUUGAAAAGCCUCCUGUUGCAGAUAUUUUUACAGAUGUAUAUGAUGCUCCCCCGUCCAAUCUCCAUGAGCAAGAGACAACACUCCUAGAGACGAUCGAAAAACACCCUAAGGAAUAUCCUCCAAACUUUUCAUGUUAGGUCAACUUUAGUGAUUCAUUCAACAGGGCACUAAUCUUUCAAUUUCAAAUUCAUCUCAUGAUGAUUUCAAACUGCUUUUGGCAAGUAAAUCUUCUUGUUUGUUAUGAUAGGUUCUUGGUUAUGUGUUAGUCACUGUGAUUUACUUGACCAAUUCAUCUUAACUACUGUAUCAAUCAUCCCCCAUGCUUUUCAAGUUU
Messenger RNA from Coffea eugenioides, 1686 nucleotides. RefSeq names its product 2-oxoisovalerate dehydrogenase subunit alpha 2, mitochondrial-like. Gene Ontology annotation, biological process: branched-chain amino acid catabolic process. Lineage: Eukaryota; Viridiplantae; Streptophyta; Magnoliopsida; Gentianales; Rubiaceae. The coding region runs from base 56 to 1489 and encodes 477 amino acids. The record is from RefSeq and is a predicted model, not a curated record. Gene Ontology annotation, molecular function: oxidoreductase activity, acting on the aldehyde or oxo group of donors, disulfide as acceptor. The transcript has 9 exons.